Acanthaster planci (crown-of-thorns starfish) is the source of this 3024-nucleotide messenger RNA. Its product is annotated as WD repeat-containing protein 70-like. The record is from RefSeq and is a predicted model, not a curated record. Gene Ontology annotation, molecular function: protein binding. Gene Ontology annotation, cellular component: site of double-strand break; nucleus. Lineage: Eukaryota; Metazoa; Echinodermata; Asteroidea; Valvatida; Acanthasteridae.
UUUCUCCUUCUGGCGCAUGGUUUAAAUGAUAUCAACAAACCCGUAGCCAAAAUGGCGGACUCCGAUGACGACUUGGAAGAAAUGCGACUACUUCGCAAUUGUGCGAGGGGACGUGGGGGUGGAAACAUUUCAGCCAGCAUGAGGGUGGAUCACGAAGAUGACUCUGAGGAAAGAUCUGCCAAACUGGAGGAUGACAUGGCCAAAGUUAUGGGCUUCUCGGGGUUUGGUAAAAAAGCCAGGACAUUUGAUGUGAGUGCGAUGUUUGAACAGACACGGCGCACAGCUCAACAGUUGACAGCCAAGAAACCAGAGGGCACUGUGCAACCGGCAAAGCCGUCUGGGAAAAGAGCAGAAAGGGCCGACAGCCACAAAAGCAGCGACAGCGAUGAUUCUGAAGAUUCCAGUGAUAGUGAUACAGAAAUGAUCGGUCCACCUAUGCCACCAGGGUUUCAAGCCCCAACGACCUCCAAAACAUCCUCGUCAAAGGCGAAUGAAGUGAGCCAGGCUGAUGAUGAAUCAGAUGUUGAUGAUGAUGAGAUUGACGAUAAUCAAGAGGAAGAAGAUGAUAGCCUUGUCAGCAAGAUACCGGCCUCUCAUGAAAUUGUACUAAACCAUGGACCUAAGACGGUCUCAGCCAUCAGCUUGGACCCGUCGGGUUCACGGUUAGUGACAGGCGGCUAUGACUAUGAGAUGAAAAUGUGGGACUUUGCGGCCAUGGACUCAUCGCUGCAUUCAUUCCGGUCGCUGCAACCGUGUGAAAGUCAUCAGAUUAAGACAUUGCAGUACAGCAUCACAGGCGACUGCAUUCUUGUAGCAGCUGCCAAGGCGCAGGCUAAGGUCAUCGACCGCGACGGCUUUGAGGUCAUGGAGUGUGCCAAAGGUGACCAGUACAUAGUGGACAUGGCCAAGACCAAGGGUCAUGUGGCUGCCCUGAAUGGGGCUUGCUGGAACCCAAAAGUCAAAGAGGAAUUCAUCACUUGCUCAGAUGAUGGGUAAGAACUGCUUGUUAAACAGCGAACACUGAGAAUAUGGGAUUUCAACCAGCCCAAACGCCAGAAGGAGGUCAUUAAGUUCCGGUCGGUCGGUGGCCGUAAGACGGUGCCUACAUGCUGCACCUUCAGCCGCGACGCCAAGCUGAUCGCAGCCCCAUGCCAGGAUGGCAGUCUGCAGCUCUGGGAUGUCAAGAAACCAUUCAUAAGACCAACGUACCACCAGAAGACGGCCCAUGCUGUUGGCAGUGACAGCACCUGCAUGACGUUUUCCUACGACAACAGGGUCUUUGCCACACGAGGAGGGGACGAUACGCUGAAGUUGUGGGACUUACGUAACUUUAAGAGACCGAUAAACGUCACAACUGGACUCAUAAACUAUUUCUCAGGGGUAGACUGCCUGUUCAGCCCAGACGACAAGAUGAUAGUCACGUGCACCUCUGUCAAGAAAGGGGAAGGGGAGGGUAAACUGGUCUUUCUGGACCGAGAAACUUUCGACACUGUCACUGAGAUUCCGUGUGGCGAUGCGGGCGUAGCUAGGUGCUUGUGGCAUCCAAAGCUGAAUCAGAUCAUUGUCGGUUGUGGCAACGGAGACGCCAAGAUCUUCUAUGACCCAAACAAGAGUCACAGGGGUGCUAAGCUGUGUGUGGUGAAGAAGAAGAGGAAAGCCAAGGAACCAGACAUAGUCAGAAAUGACCACGUCAUCACACCUCACAUGCUUCGCAUGUACCGUAAAGACCAACCCAAGCUGCUGAUGUCAUACAAACAGUCGCAGAAGGACCGACAAGACCCUCUCAAGUCGCACCGACCAGACCUACCCAUCACCUCAGGUCGUGGGGGCCGGGUAGGCUCUGGUGGAGCCAGCCUGUCAUCCUACGUGGCCAAGGUCAUCGCCGUCAACAAGAAAGAUGACAGCAACCCCAGAGAAGCCAUCCUACGCCAUGCCAAGGACGCCUCGUCCAAUCCGUAUUGGAUUGCCCCCGCAUAUUCCCAGACACAGCCCAAAGCCAUCUUCCAGGAGGAGUCGGACGAGGAGGAGGAGGACAACACGGACGUGCCUCAUUGGGCCAAGAAGCAGAAGCUAGACUCAGACAAGACAGACUCAUGAGAAGGGAUUAGAGACGACUGAGAAAGUCAGUGUCGAGGACGGCAAAAGAAAAUGUCUGAGAUACCUGCACAGGAGCCUUUCCCAUAGACAUCUUAAUGCAAGUAAAUUGUACCUAGUUAUGUGACAUUUGAUUUGUCAGGUGCUCACGGCAGCUUGGUGAAGCCAUCCUGAGACUGGUGACCUGACCUUGUGUAAGGACUGGAAAUGGUGUCACUUAUCAUACAAUUUCAUUGGCUAUGAGCUGUGAGCAUUCCUCCUUCCCAGGAGUCUGAUUGGCUGUGAGGGCUGAUGCUGCACACAUUACACGGGUGUGAAUAUGUAAAUUAUCUUGAAGGUUGACACAAGUAGAAGUUUUCUGUAACUGGACAAACAAGUCUUUAACUUUCAUCUAGUGGAUGAUGAUCUGAAUUGUUGACAAUUUAUUGAGUGUGAAUCUGUCCAUCAUUUGACCCAUUUUGAAAAUAAGGAACUGGGAAAAUCUUGGAAAAUACCAAGGACGGAAAUGUAACAAGCCCCAUCUCCCCUCAGCUCUUACCAUCAACAGACCUUAAUCAUGAUGCUUCCAUGUCUGUCUUGUUCCCUGUAGCAAUAGUACUACAACUUCACAUAUUAGUAAAAGGGAACAGACUAGUUUUCCUUCCAGCCUCAGUUUGGUUUACAUUGCUUUGAAUGGUAGAAAAGCAAGAUGGCUGCCCCAUGAUGUAGGUCUGUGUGCAGAUCUUGUAUAGCUCUGAAUAGACCAAGAACUUACUCCACACCCUCAGGCCACUGGCAAGCUUGAAGAAUUAAGCAUACUUCAGAAAGGACAGGCAUUGAAUUCAUUCUCAGCCAUUUUUUUUAGUACUCUUUAAUUGUUCCAAUUUGAAUUUUUCAUUUAACUUAGGCAAUAGGCAAACAUCUCUCUUGCAAAUAAUAAAGCUAAUUCCA